Messenger RNA from Girardinichthys multiradiatus, 815 nucleotides. It is a transcript of the gene avp, whose product is annotated as arginine vasopressin. The transcript is spliced from 3 exons. The record is from RefSeq and is a predicted model, not a curated record. Lineage: Eukaryota; Metazoa; Chordata; Actinopteri; Cyprinodontiformes; Goodeidae. Gene Ontology annotation, cellular component: secretory granule; extracellular region. Gene Ontology annotation, molecular function: neurohypophyseal hormone activity. Bases 65 to 526 code for a protein of 153 amino acids.
GACUGUCAGUCAGACAUCCAAACCAGCGGAGGAAAUAGCAGGUGCUCGAUCAGAACCAGCAGCCAUGCAUCACUCCCUGCUCCUCUUGUGCGUCCUGGGACUCCUCGCCCUCUCCUCCGCCUGCUACAUCCAAAACUGCCCCCGAGGAGGGAAAAGGGCGCUUCCGGAGGGCGGGAUCAGACAGUGCAUGUCCUGCGGCCCUGGGGACUGGGGCCGCUGCUUUGGCCCCAGUAUCUGCUGUGGAGAGGGCCUGGGCUGCUUACUGGGCUCUGCAGCUUCAGCUCACUGUGAGGAGGAGAACUACCUGCUCACCCCCUGCCAGGCAGGAGGGAGACCCUGUGGACCUGAGGGAGGGCGUUGUGCCUCCUCAGGACUCUGCUGUAACUCUGAGGGCUGCAUGGUGGACUCUGACUGCCUCAGAGAGACAGAUGCUUCAGAUCCUGCCCAAAGCUCUGCAAGGAGCUCACCCACAGAUCUGCUUCUUCGUCUCCUUCACGUGGCCAGCAGAGGACAGAAUGACUACUGAUGCUACGAGUGUCAAGUUCCCCAGUUGCUCCUGACAACCUGCAGCUACAACAGAUAUUAGGCCUCAAUCAGUGAACUCUGAACCCAGUCAAACUUUGUUCAGUCCUAAACGUCUUUUCUGUGCUCUUAAACAUGUUUUAUGAUUAGACUUGUAUUUAAUAUCCCAGAAGAGACAAACAGCAAAUUUCUUGUUAACCACCACCUUAAGAGGACAUGUACAUACAUGCACAUAAUGUACACAAUUCAAGUCAAAGAAAACACUGUAAAUAAACAAAAGAUCAUAGAGUAAA